AGUUGCUGUUUGACCACUGACUGGUUCAACUGGUGGUUGGGCAAUUUUUUCGCGCAAAUUGAUAAGACUUAAAAAGAACUUGUAGAGAAAAUAAAACAAAAAUGUUUGUUUCGUAUAUUCUUACGUUUCUAAUGUGUAUUAUUGCUUAUACUUGGUAUCACGCAAGAAAAGCCUUGUCCUAUUGGAGUGAUAGAAACGUUCCAGUAAUGCAGCCGAAAUUUCCAUUAGGAAACCUCGGUGAAGUUGGAAAGAAACAUUUUGGGAGUGUUAUUGGUGAAACGUAUCUCAAACUGAAAGGGAAAGGGCCCUUUGCGGGUUUCUACAUGUUGUUGUCACCCGUUGUAGUGCCACUGGAUUUGGAUUUUAUCAAGGAUAUCCUCAUUAAGGACUUCCAGUACUUUGCUGAUCGUAAAAUAUUCUACAAUGAGAAGGAUGACCCAUUGUCAGCCCACUUAUUUGCCAUUCGUGGAGAAAAGUGGCGAAGUUUAAGGCAGCAAUUGACUCCUACUUUCACAUCAGGGAAGAUGAAAAUGAUGUUCCCACUUGUAAUUGGUCAAGCGAAAAAUCUGCAGAAGUAUAUUGACAAACAUAUUACUGAAAGUCCUACGGAAUUUAAAAACGCCUGCAUACGAUUUACAGCGGAUGUUAUCGGUAUUUCUGCUUUUGGACUGGAAUGUCGUGCAUUAUCAGAUGAGGAUUCGGAGAUUCUUAAAGUAGGGAAACAGUUUUUCUCCUUCAACACAGCUCUCAAACAAAUCAAGUUCUUUUUCUCGAUGGUUUGUGAAGAUUGGGCCCGACAGUUGGGAUUACGCUUUAAUAACCCAGAAAUGGAGGAAUUCUUCAUGAGGGUUAUCAAGGAGACGGUUAAACAACGAGAAGCCGGUAUUAUUGAUAGGAAUGACUUCAUGAAACAUCUUCUGGAAAUCAAGAAUUUUCCGAAGGAUGAUGAUGUUCUAAAUAAUUUAACGUUCAACGAAUUGGCUGCUCAAGCUUUCGUUUUCUUCUUUGCUGGUUUUGAAACAUCAUCCACAACAAUGGAGUUUACCUUGUGCAAUUUUGCUUUGUAUCCUGUGUACCAAAAACGAGCUCGUCAGGAAGUUAGGGACGUGAUGAAGAAAUACAAUGGAGAACUAACGUAUGAAGCUGUUCAGGAUUUGACCUACUUGCGACAAUGUAUUGAUGAAACUCUUCGAAUUUAUAGUCCUUGCAUUUUACUGUUUCGUCAAUGCGUUGAGGACUACAAAGUGCCAAACACAGAUUUAAUUAUUGAGAAAGGCACACAAGUUCUCGUUCCUAUUGUGGGCAUUCAAAUGGAUCCGGAUAUCUACCCCAACCCUCAUGUAUUCGAUCCUGAUCGUUUUACUUCGGAGAAUAUCAACAAUCGUCAUCCAAUGUCUUAUUUUCCCUUUGGUGAUGGUCCGAGGAAUUGCAUCGGAAAGCGUUUUGCACUAAUUCAAGUAACAGUUGGUCUCGCCUACAUCUUGAACCACUUCAAAUUUACAAUGAACUCGAAAACCAAACUACCCCUUGAGAUUGAUCCUACAGAUAUACCGAUACAUGUCAAAGGAGGUGCUUGGUUCAAUGUAGAGAAAGUAGAAUGAGGUUAAUAAGUAAGGGAGGACCUUCACACUUCACAAACAUUGUAACUUCGAAGACUUUAUAUUUUUCGCAUAUAGUACGGUGGGGUAAUUUGAUCGUUUUCCGUAGAGUGCUACUUAAACGCUUGUUUUUGGAUUGAUGAAAUUCUUUUUUACUUGUUCUAAAUCCAUAGAAUUAUUCACUGUUUCAUUCAGAAACAGAAUAUAAAAAAAAUUAUCAAAAAUAUUAAAGAAAAUUUAUUAAAUAAUGAUAAUACUGAAAUAAGUUAGCAUGCACUAACUGGAUCACCUUUUCGCUAAUUCACUUUUAAUUAAACUUUUCGAUUUAAAAUACUUUUUUUCACAAGGAAAAAACAAUAAAUGUUUUUAAUGAACCAGCAGUCAUUAGUGAAAAUAUCAUUGCUAAAAAAAAUUUGGUGAAGAACCCAGGCUGGCACAAGAAAAAAAUGAGUCGAUUACACUCUCUUAUUUAAUGGAUAAAAAUAUUAUUUUUGCUUUUUCCCAAAGUUGAAUAGUCAUAUGAUGUUACUGUAGUGACUAUAUUACGGAAAUAAAAAUAAAAAUAUUAUUUUAAGUGGAUUAGUCAUAAACGAUCCAGAUAGCGAAGCGCCCGGAUUAGCACACUUGACUAUUGUCCUUUAAUGAAUCUGGCCUAUUUUUUUUGUAGAAAAUGGGUCACUUAAGAUUAGCCCUUAAAAUAUGCCAUAAAUAGGUCAGAUUCAUUAAAGGAAUACGGGAAAAAUAGGGAGUAUUUCAAGCUAAAAAUUUGUGCGUAGCCUGAAAACCUCAUUAGAAUACUCAUUGGAAAGGACCAUAAAUUUAAUUAUAUUUUUUUAAUGGAAAAAUAACUCAAAUAAAUAUAAAAUAUAUAUGAUGAUUACAUAACAAAAAAUUAUUGAACAGCUGUUAGA
Phlebotomus papatasi is the source of this 2509-nucleotide messenger RNA. RefSeq names its product probable cytochrome P450 6a14. Bases 102 to 1601 code for a protein of 499 amino acids. NCBI's taxonomy places the organism in Eukaryota, Metazoa, Arthropoda, Insecta, Diptera, Psychodidae. The record is from RefSeq and is a predicted model, not a curated record. Gene Ontology annotation, molecular function: monooxygenase activity; heme binding; iron ion binding. The transcript has 2 exons.